This is a messenger RNA of Chlorella variabilis, 987 nucleotides long. RefSeq lists its product as hypothetical. Gene Ontology annotation, cellular component: mitochondrion; methylcrotonoyl-CoA carboxylase complex. NCBI's taxonomy places the organism in Eukaryota, Viridiplantae, Chlorophyta, Trebouxiophyceae, Chlorellales, Chlorellaceae. The coding region runs from base 1 to 987 and encodes 328 amino acids. Gene Ontology annotation, molecular function: methylcrotonoyl-CoA carboxylase activity. The transcript has 9 exons. The record is from RefSeq and is a predicted model, not a curated record. Gene Ontology annotation, biological process: L-leucine catabolic process.
AUGUCGGCGGAGGGUAUCCCGCAAGUGGCUGUGGUACUGGGCAGCUGUACCGCAGGGGGUGCCUACGUGCCCGCGAUGGCGGACGAGAGCGUGAUCGUGCGGGGCAACGGUACCAUCUUCCUGGGAGGCCCGCCGCUGGUCAAGGCCGCCACCGGGGAGGAUGUGACUGCCGAGGAGCUGGGAGGCGCCGAGCUGCACUGCUCCACCAGCGGCGUGACCGACCACCUCGCCGAGAACGAGCAGCACGCCCUCAGCCUGGCCCGCAGCAUCCUGUCUCACCUCAACUCCCCACCGCACCCGGCGGCGGCGGCGGCGGCAGCGGCGGCGGCGCCCUGGCACGGGCAGCCGCCGACGCCUGCCCGCGCCGCCGGCGGCUGGCAGGAGCCGCGGUUCCCACCAGAUGAGCUGCGGGGCGUGAUCCCGGCCGACCCCAAGCAGCCCUUUGAUGUGCGGGCGGUGCUGGCGCGGCUGCUGGAUGGCUCCCGCUUCCACGAAUUCAAGGCGCAGUACGGCCGCACCCUGGUGACCGGCUUUGGCAGCCUGUACGGCAUGCCCGUCGGCAUCGUGGCAAACAACGGCAUCCUGUUUUCUGAGGCCGCACUCAAGGGCGCACACUUUGUGCCCAAGCUGACGCUCAUCAUCGGCGGCAGCUUUGGCGCGGGCAACUACGGCAUGUGCGGCCGCGCCUACUCCCCUGACUUUCUAUACAUGUGGCCUAACGCUCGCAUCAGCGUCAUGGGCGGCGAGCAGGCGGCCAGCGUGCUGCACCUGGUGGAGAGCGAGAAGCGGGCGCGGGAGGGGCGGCGCUGGGCGGCGGAGGAGCAGGAGGAGUACGAUGCCGAGGGCCAGCCCGGCUUUGCCUCGGCGCGGCUGUGGGACGACGGCGUGAUUGCGCCGCAGGACACACGGGCGGUGCUGGGGCUCAGCCUGGCGGCGGCCAUGAACCGGCCGCAGGGACGCACCCGCUUUGGCGUGUUCCGCAUGUGA